ACGACGCUGCCAUGUUUGCAUAUUUUCGUCCGAUAAAAGUUUUUCCUUUUGUUUACAUCGAAUUGUUGUUAUAAAUUGUCGAAUAAAUGCAUUAAGGCAGAGCUGGUGGUUCGCGAUAGUUGGUGCAUAUUGUGCAUUGAGUUUCAUUCUAUCGGUUGGUUCAUCGUUUGCAGUGCGAGAGACGCUUUGGUUGGCUAGAGCGACGCUUGAUGUGUGUGUGUUGGGCGACGACUGCACGACAAAGUCGCUGAGUAGGAACAACACCUUCUGAAAGCAAUAGGAAGUGAAGUUAGCCAUUGGUAGAUAGGGCGAUCGGUGGGCACCUUCGAGUACGAUGGAGCAAUUAAUAGUAAGGAACAUCGAGCUGGAUAAGAUUUGCCGCAUCUGUCUGGCAGUGAAGAAAGACAUGCGUCCACUUUUCGGUGAAAUGAUUGCAGAAAUGUUGAUGGAAAUCGCCAAGAUACAGAUCGAACAAAUGGAUGGUUGGCCGGACAAAAUAUGCCUGCAAUGCAUCCACCAGGUGAGUCGCUGCCAUGCGUUCAAAUCCCGCGUGGAAAAGUCCGACUCAGCACUGAGGCAGUACAUCAAGGGCAUCACGGUAGCGGUAGAUACAGAAAACAAAGAUUGCAUGCCAUCGGAUAUGGCAAAGAUGGGCUUAAGUCCGCCGAAACUUCAACAAUUGGCGCCGGCGAUGCUACCCCCGCAGCUACACGAGCUACACAUCCAGCGAACCGACAUGCAAGCAAUCCAGACAGAAGCUCCAAUGGCGGCACCUGCAAUGAUACUGACCAGUGCGCAACUAAUCAAUGCCGGGGCACAAAUCAUAAACACCGGCCACAUAAUAACGACGGCGACUGGCCAACAGAUAAUCCAGACUACUCCGCAAUUCCAAGCUGCCUCCAUCGGGCAGUUUAUACAGGGUCCAAACAAUACCGUACAAAUGAUCACCCAGAACGGCCAUCCGGCCCACGUGCUACAGAUUCAACGCACUGCAGACGAUCGUUGCGAGAUCAUAGUGCAGCCAGAUCUUACAGAGGCGCAGUACAUAGAGAAUGUUUCAUCUGUGCCGCUGAUGGUGACGGCUCCUGCGGCAACUGCCGCCAUGCCAACCGAUGCAAUGCACGCGCAUCAAUUGCAGCCUCAUCCACACAUGGCCGUUGAGCAGCCGGAACACAUAGAGCUGGAGGAGAGCGAACCGGACAUUCAGAUGCACGAAAAGCUGGACGAGGAUGUGGAGUACAUUAUACCGGACGACGAAACGAUCGAGACGGACGAAAUAAUCGAGGAAAGUCCGGGCGUGGAAGAGGCCGAAACGGAAUACUACGCCGAGACGGAGUGUGAAGAAUCGGACGAAGAAGAGAAGCAGAUUGCGGAAUUCCUAACGAAUCAAACAUCGUGCCCCGGCCCAGGACGGUAUGUGUGCAAUCUUUGCCAUAAGGAGUUUAAUCAAGCAAAAUGGCUACAUCAUCACAUGUCGUCUCACACGAAUUGGAUCAAGGCGAACUGUAAAAAGCAACCGGAAUGUCACAUUUGCCGUAAAAGCUUUCGUGGACCGGGAAUGUUGCGAAUGCACAUGAAAACACAUGAGAAAAAGGACAAGAUACCCACAUGCAGCAUUUGCAACAAGGAGUUCAAAUCGAAAUCGAUACUGUACCGCCAUCGACAGACGCACUUUGAGAAAAACUUCGAAUGUUCCAUUUGCGAGAAGAAGUUCAGCUCCAACUAUCAGCUAAACAUCCACGAGCAGCGUCAUAAUAAGGAGAAAAUUUACAAAUGCCCUCACUGUGAUAAAUCAUACUUCCACGAGUCGGAGCUGAAGGAUCACAUCCAGCAUCAUAUGGGCACAACGUUGCAGCAGAAUAAAAAAAUUGCCAUCAGCCGAAGUUAAUCGGAAGCAAUCGCCGUGCCCGCGGAAAGCUGCGACCGAUAAUAGCGCAAAAAUAAGCAACAUUUCAAAAUAGAGCAAAUAUUUAUCACGAAUCGUGUGUAGCAAAAGAGGGGGGGGGGAGCGAAGCGAAUACGCAGGAGAAGGCAAGGUUUGUUGAGAAUACUACACCCCAGCAGCACACCGAAGAGCUUAUCGAACAGGUUUCGAGAUCUUAACUGCAACAGCUCUGUAAAUUGGGAUCGAUUGCGUUUUCGGUGCGGUAUUUGCUAUCGUUGCACUAUAUUGCCUUUUCGGUUUUGGUAUUGCCUCUCCAACGCACUCUUUCGUCAUUCUCAUUUAUUUACCACAACAACUCUGGUGCAAUUUCGUAGAUUCCAGUGAUCGUCAUAACGGACCACCCCACUGCGCAAUAUGAUCAGAGCGUUGCUGAUUGGAACUGCAGCACAUUAUUAACUGUAUAGUAUUUCAGUUGGAAGACAACCUUUUAAACAAUCCUUUAAACGGUCCCGCGACCUCUAAGCCACCCAGCAAUCUGGCCAUCUGGUUGAGGUGCAGUUUAAAGGAGCUGCAGUUGAAUUCAGCCAUGCUGUAGCGCAAAGCUCUAUCUACCAAUUAAGGCGAUUUAAUUUAAUGUCCACCAUUUUCUUCCAACCGAAUUUCGCUUCGCUACUCGUUUAUGACGCAAACUGCUUAACACUGUGUUGGGAGAUCGAGUGAAAUCGAAAGUACAUGAGCGUACACGUUUUCUCUUUUGCAACUUUUAAUUGAUUUUUAAUUUGAAUCCAGUUUGAUGUUGAGGAUUGCAUUGCAUUCGUCGGACCUAUUUUGCAUUCCUGUUCCGGAUGUAUAUCAAGUAUGAUUCCUUGCUGGAGUGUCCGGAACUGUUUUCAAUGCAGGAAAGUGCAAUUUAACUGAUUGUUUGCUGAAUGGCAACAGAACAGUAACGACCGCGUACAAAAAUUGCUUAACAAAGUGAGAGAGGAAAAAGGGUGGCUAUUAAACACACACACACACACACGGCCAAACUUUUGUUCGAUCUCUCGAAACACAGUGCAAACCAUAGUAGGAAGCAAGCUGCUGGUAGCAAUAGGAAAUUGGCAAACGAAACAUGAUUAUUUUUAGCAAAUUUAGUUACGCAAAACAUUGCCAAAUGGUUUUGGGAUUUGGAUUGUUUAUCGUUAUUGUUUAGGAGGAGCAGGAGUGCCGGAGAUCCGCUUUCAGUAGAACUUAAACACUGUACAUAUACUGAUUAUGCUGUAAAUAAACAAGUUCUUCAUAAAAUAAAUAACGCGAUUUAAAGUAAAAAGCAAAA
Molecule: messenger RNA, 3200 nt
Organism: Anopheles stephensi (Asian malaria mosquito)
Lineage: Eukaryota; Metazoa; Arthropoda; Insecta; Diptera; Culicidae
Product: zinc finger protein 420
Exons: 8
Coding region: 335-1888 (517 amino acids)
Biological process (GO): regulation of transcription by RNA polymerase II
Cellular component (GO): nucleus
Molecular function (GO): DNA-binding transcription factor activity; RNA polymerase II cis-regulatory region sequence-specific DNA binding; zinc ion binding
Source: RefSeq, a predicted model, not a curated record